AUGGAGAAAACAGGGUGUCCCAGAUUUGGCCAGCUUUCCAAUAAUUGCCAUUUAACAUCAGACCCUAACGACCGAUGCUGUCAGAAAGCUGCAUGUACACCGGUAGGUCCUGCCCAAUGCAGGAACAAGUUAGCGCAUUGUGAAAAUUACGGACAAUACGCCUGUAACGAACCGUACAAGGAAUGGGCGAAGGAGAACUGCAACCAGUACUGUGGAUUCUGUGGCAACACCGGAGUGACAACGACCGUCAGCACUGCUUGUGUUGAUCGUUUACCCAAUUGCAAGGAUUACGGAACGGAUAGUUGCAUAGGACAAUACAUAGGAUGGGCCAAGUUUAAUUGUCCAGUAACUUGCAACUAUUGUAGGCCGAGUGGAACUGGUAGCGUAGGGACCGGAACAGGAACCAUCGGGCCAGGGCCGAGUGGAACUGGUACUAGUGGCACUGGUAGCGGAAAUUGCAAGGAUUCUAUUUCCAAUUGCAAAGAUUACACAAGAGCAUCCUGCGUAGAUCCCUACGCGAGCUGGGCAUUAACUCAUUGUCCCCACUUCUGUGGGCUCUGUGAUCAACUUACGGUAAGUGGAACUCAGGGAGGCGGAUUUUCUGGAACAGGACAAGGUGGCAUCGGAACUGGAACUCAGGGAGGCGGAUUUUCUGGAACAGGACAAGGUGGCGUCGGAACUGGAACUCAGGGAGGCGGAUUUUCUGGAACAGGAACUAACGCAGGCGGCACUGGAACUGGAACACAAGGCGGAACAAGCGGAUUUCUGGUGGUUGCUACUAUAAGGGGCAGUUGUACAGCACCGGACAGAUUUGGCAGGACGCGUGCUUAUACAAUUGCUCAUGCACAGACGGCAUUCGAGGACAAUACUACUGUACACAGCUAUGUACGCAGUAUACCAAUAUUCCCCAAGGAUGUACCCUUCAGAAGUCGCCAGGUGAAUGUUGUGCGCAGCCAGUAUGCAACGGCGGAGGAUCUUCAACCGGAAGCGGCGGUACAGGAACUGGGUCUCAAGGCUCUAUCACCGGAACUGGUGGCACGGGAUCUGGGUCACAAGGUUCUUUUACCGGAGGUGGUACUGGUUCUGGUACAGGUGGUCAAUAUACAGGCCAAUCUCGAGGUUGUUAUUUCAACAACGUACUGUAUUCCCAAGGACAGACAUUCGAUGACGGAUGCACGUACAUAUGUACGUGCAUGGACGCAAGUCGUGGAUACUACACGUGCAAAAACAAGUAGGGAUCUUUAUAUGAGUUUGUUGACUUAG
Ylistrum balloti is the source of this 1263-nucleotide messenger RNA. RefSeq lists its product as uncharacterized. Lineage: Eukaryota; Metazoa; Mollusca; Bivalvia; Pectinida; Pectinidae. The record is from RefSeq and is a predicted model, not a curated record. Bases 1 to 1263 code for a protein of 420 amino acids. The transcript has 9 exons.